CUCGUUGGGUAUGAAUUUUACGCGCACGUGUUUAGCGAAAAGAUUUUAAAAAAACUGAAAAUAUGAAUUUACGACCAAUAAAAAAAUUAAAAUCAGAUCUGAAUAAUGUAAUUAAACGUGGCUAUCUUAAUGAACAAAAUGUCGGUAUAACCGAAUUUAUUGGUAAUCAUAAACCAUUCCAUGGCAUCCUAAAACACCGAUUUGAAGAUUUUGUUGUUCAUGAAAUUGAUCGACAAGGAAAUGUUAUACGAUUGGAAAAUAUUGAUAAACCAGAAGAUAUUUCGUUGACAAUUGCCGAUGAAGAACGACAAACAAUUGAAUCAUCUGAAACAAUAUCGAUUGAUUCACUGAAAAUUGAUUCCAAUUUUAAACAACAAAUUGAUAGUUAUGUUGAAAGUAAUUUUCAACUUGUUAAUCCAUUAAUAUCAAUCGAUGAACUUGAUAAACAGGAACGUAGUCGAUUACAUUUAUUUAUUAAACAAAAUUAUCCAACCGUUGAAUCCAAUACCGAAACAAUUGAUGGUAAAAGAUUUGUAAAAAUUUUGGCUAAAAAACAACAAACCAAUCGAAAUCAACGGCAACAAUGUCGACGACAAACUUGGCCGACAAAUCGACCAAGUUUUGUACAUUUUGUUCUUUAUAAAGAAAAUAUGGAAACCAUACAGGUUGUCAAUGAAUUCGGGCGUCGAUUAGGUGUUGCAACAAAAACAUUUACCUAUGCUGGGAAUAAAGAUAAACGAGCAAUAUCAACACAAAAAUUUUCCGCUUUUCGUAUGAAUCCUGCGAAAAUUUGGCAAGCUUGUCAAGAAUUUAAUCAUCGAAGUGGUAAUCGUAUUCGAUUACAUGUUGGACAUUUUCAUUUUGAAAAUCAACCAUUAAGAUUAGGUGAUUUAAGUGGAAAUCAAUUUGAAAUUGUUCUGCGUGAUGUACGCCUGAUUGAUGAUGGUGAUCUGGAUCGACAGAAGGAGCCAUCGUCACCACAAUCACAAUCAUCGAUAAGCAAGAUCAAUGAACUUAUUAUGGAUAUGAAUGAUCGUGAUCUGUGUGAACAAGCAUUGAUCAAUAUAAAAACCAAUGGUUUUAUCAAUUAUUAUGGAAUGCAACGAUUUGGUUCACAUCGUAAUGAUUCACAUAAACUUGGCAUAUUGGUUUUACGUAAAGAAUUUAAAAAAUUAGUUGAAGAAAUUCUUGUUGAAAAACCUACCGAUCGUGUACCGUAUGGCAAUAGGAAAAAUAGCCAAAGAAAUGAAAUUUCAUUCAAUGAAGCAAUUCGUUUAUGGCGCCAAACCAGAGAUGCCGGCGAAGCAUAUCGAAAAUUGAAUUAUAAAUAUACAAUUGAAGGUUCAUUGUUACGCGGAUUGUCCAAAGUGGCCCCGAAUGAUUAUCAUGGCGGUCUUUGUAUUGGUUUGAAUCGAAACAGUCGAUUAUUAUAUCUACAUGCAUAUCAAAGUUACCUUUGGAAUCGUAUUGCAUCCUAUCGGGUUCGUCAAUAUGGUUUAAAUGUUGUUGAAGGUGAUUUAGUUUUUGUUGGACCAAAUUUAGAUGAUGAAACAAAUGAAGCAGAUAUUUCCGAACAACCAGAUGAUGAUGAAUCCGACAAUAACCAAAACCAUAACAACAAUAUUAAAGCCAAUAUUCCAAACGAUCAAAUUGAAUUGGUUACAAAAGAAAAUUUGGAAAAAUUUUCAAUCUAUGAUGUAGUUAUACCAAUUAUUGGUUCAUUAAGUAAAUUUCCAACAAAUUUAACCAAAAAAUUUAUCGAUGAAAUAUUACAAGAAGAUUCAAUAUCAUUGGAACAAUUUUCCAACUUAGGACAACAAUGGUGUGUAAAUGGUAGUUAUCGUAAAUUAAUAGUACGACCAUCGGAAUUUGAAUGGGAAUGGCUGGAAUAUCAGGAUGAUACUAAACCAUUAAUCCAAACAGAUUUAGAUCGAAUCCAAUCGAUUAAUAAUGAAAUUAAAAUGAUGGAGAAAAAAGAUAAUAACGAUAAUUAUCAAGCAUUAAAAAUUAUGAUACGAUUACCAACAUCAUCUUAUGCAACAAUAUGUUUACGAGAAUUGACUAAAAUUAGUUCAUUAAGUUUAGAGAAUAAACCAUGGAUAACCAACAAUAAUGAUGAUAAUAAUCAUGAUGAUGAUGAUGAUAAAAAACGAAAAAAUGGAUGAAUGGAUAUAUUUUCUUAUGUAAUAAUGA
Messenger RNA from Dermatophagoides pteronyssinus (European house dust mite), 2193 nucleotides. It is a transcript of the gene Pus7, whose product is annotated as pseudouridine synthase 7. NCBI's taxonomy places the organism in Eukaryota, Metazoa, Arthropoda, Arachnida, Sarcoptiformes, Pyroglyphidae. Gene Ontology annotation, cellular component: nucleus. Gene Ontology annotation, molecular function: RNA binding; pseudouridine synthase activity. Gene Ontology annotation, biological process: pseudouridine synthesis. The record is from RefSeq and is a predicted model, not a curated record.